GCAUAAUUGUCAUUCAUUGAGAAGGAAGGUAUGGAGAUAAAAUUAGGGGACCACCCUUUUGACGUAGACUUUCAUCCGUCGGAUUCUCUUGUUGCAACUGGAUUAAUCAAUGGUUACCUCCUAUUGUAUCGUUAUGCUGCUGAAGCAGAACCACAACGUUUGCUGAAUGUUCGUGCCCACAAGAAGUCUUGUAGAACUACCCGGUUUAUCAAUGAGGGACGCGCAAUUGUGACGGGAUCCGCAGAUUGCUCAAUUCUUGCCACUGAUGUUGAAACUGGAGCAAAGAUUGCUCACCUUAAAAAUGCUCACACAGAUGCAGUCAAUAGUAUAAUCAAUUUGACUGAAGCAACCAUUGCCUCGGGGGAUGAUUCAGGAUGUGUCAAGUUAUGGGAUACCAGGCAACAAUCUUGCUGUCACACUUUUCAAGUUCAUGAGGAAUACAUAUCAGAUAUGACUUUUGCAUCAGAUUCGUUGAGACUUUUGGCUACAAGCGGAGAUGGUACUCUGUCUGUAUGCAGUAUCCGGAGUAAUAAGGUCCAAGCACAGUCCGAAUUUUGCGAGGAUGAACCACUGUCUGUAGUCAUAAUGAAGAAUGGCAGGAAAGUUAUAUGUGGGACACAAAGUGGGACUUUGUUGCUAUAUUCAUGGGGAUUCUUCAAAGAUUGCAGUGAUCGAUUUGUUGAUCUGAGCCCUAACUCAGUAGAUGCUCUCUUGAAGUAUGAUGAAGACAGACUCAUUACUGGAUCAUCUAAUGGGCUCAUCAGUUUGGUAGGCAUAUUGCCCAACAGAAUCAUUCAACCCAUUGCUGAGCACUCAGAGUAUCCAGUUGAGCGUCUAGCUUUUUCACAUGAUAAGAAGCUUCUUGGAAGUAUAUCUCAUGAUAACACAUUAAAGGUUUGAACUCUUCCCUUGUCAACAUCUUGUGUCACCUGCAUGCAUGUGGUAGCUAUGCGUUUUAUUCUUCCUUUAUAUGGUAUAAGUUGUUGGUCUUAAGUUAUUGGUCUCAGGAGAUGGAACUUGUGCAUCACCAUUGAAAAGUCAGAUUUUUAAAAAAGACAAAACAAAAUGAGAUUUGUUUAAACUUUUCCCCUUUACCCUCCCAAAUAAAACAAUAUGAAUUUUGCUCUCCUUGUGCAUGACCUGCAUGUCUGACAAAUAUCUUGUUAAAUAAAACUUCAAGUGCAUAGAAUAUAGCUUUGUUUCAAAUUU
Chenopodium quinoa (quinoa) is the source of this 1209-nucleotide messenger RNA. RefSeq names its product WD repeat-containing protein 55-like. Lineage: Eukaryota; Viridiplantae; Streptophyta; Magnoliopsida; Caryophyllales; Amaranthaceae. The record is from RefSeq and is a predicted model, not a curated record. Gene Ontology annotation, molecular function: protein binding.